GGCUAGCACCGCGACCACUUCCGGGAGCUGCCAAUGAUGACGCGUCCAUAUGCCGACAAAAAUAAGUCCGACUUGUACACAUUGCCGUCUAACGGGUUUACACAGGACAGUGAGAGAGCAGAGUUUUGUUUAUCGCACUGGGUGGCAGCUGGCGAAGGGCGCCCCGCUGUGGUCGUCGGGAUCGCCGUUUCCACGCAAGGGCCUCUUUCAGGAUUUGGGCGAUGGAAUGGUGCCCGCCGUGGCUCAGCCCAGUAAGACCUGUGGGGAUUGGUUUCGGGCAGGAGGCGGCCAUGUUGGAGCUUGCCACCGUAACCCUUUUUUCUUUGAUAAUCUGAUUACGUUUCAGCAAUAAAUUAUUUUUGUCAGUUGAAAAGCAGUUUACAAUAAGAUGGAACCGCGUAGAUUACUUCUAACGGAAUACAGUUUCCAUAAAACCUGGAAAAUCUUCAGUGGCCAAUCAGAGCCUAAAUAACAAAUAUGCAAAGAACCUGUAUCGCGUUAGCUGGUGCUGCUGAGAUCGCUUCUGUAGUAAACUUCGCAAAUGAUCGUAUUCGUAAAUACUUCCUUUAAUAUUUGGGUUUAUUAUUCCGGGUCUUCAAGCACAAGAUGAAAUGCAUCUGCAGCUAUGCUCUGAGAGGGAGUGACAUUCCCUGGAUUCAUUGGCAGACAACUUGAAAUGAGUGUUCCUCCUCCUGUACACUACAGAGAGGUUUUGUGGUGCCCAUCUGGACGGAACACCCAGUUGCUUUAUUCCUAGCAAGAUGACUGAUCCUAUAAUGGACUUUUUUGAUGAUGCUAACCUUUUUGGUGGGAGUUUAGUGGAAGGAUUGCCUGAUGAUGCCUUUUCCCAGCCAGGACCAGUUUCACUUGUUGAUGAGUUGAACUUAAGUGCCGAGUUUGAACCUUUGCAGGUAGAACCGUUGAAUCAUGUACCAAUCAGUCAAGCACAACAAAAAAUUAAUGACUUUGAACAGUUAAAUCAGUUUGAAUCAUUAAAACUUCAUCAGAUGAGUCAGUCUUUCAGCAGCCCUGCAGAAAAUGUUUUAUCACCUCACUCACAGUUUAACUGUUCACCUGUUCACCAGCAAAAUCAACCAAACGGAAUAUUUCCCUGUGUUGCUGAUGGCAGUCCCAUGUGGGGUCACCAAGGCAGCACUGGGGGACUGAAUCAGAAUGGAUCACCAUUUCAGCAACAAGUACAUUCUCAAACUAUGCAGCAGACAAAAAACUUUGUAGCACAUCAUGACUUUGCCUUAUUUCAGGCCAAUCAACCACAGCAACCUUGUGCCUCACUACAGCCUCCACAGAGAAGAAACUGUGUUACCCAGAGUCAGGAGAUUCUUGGACAGCCGGAACCUUUUAUGGAUGUUGGUGUUUCUGCAUCACAUCAUACCAGUGGGGCUCAGCAGUCCAGAGUACCCAGUUGUUCAGUUCAGCAGCAGCAAAGUCUCUCAGCACAACAGCUUUCUCACACAACUUCAGGUGUUCCUUUGCAUUUUGGCAGAAGUCAUCAUAGUGGCUGCGACAAUGGCAGCUUUACUGCGAAUCCUGCAACCAUCUCUUCUUGUUCUGUUAAUUCUACAAACCAGUUUUCAUCUCCUUAUUCCUUUCAUAACCACCACAUUAGUUCUGUUCCUACCAGUCAACAGCCUACGUGUUUGCCAGAUUUCCCUGGAGAUAAUGUGUAUUCUGUUCAGACGGGGACCAAGGAAGCCGCUCACUGUGCACUUAAUCCUGACCACCAAGUAGGAGCAAACAGUUUCCAAACAAUGCAUUCUACACUUGUUCAGGGGAACUUUACAAAUUCUAAGUUGUCUUCUGUGGACAUAGGCUUUCCACCUCCCAACAGUUCUACAUCUCAGUCGAGGCACUUUAACGAUUCAGUUGAGAGCAGCGAGUUUCCCUCACUAGAGGAAAACUUACUACAACAAGUGGAAUCCCAGGCCGAACCUUUUACAGGACUUGAUCCAGAAGAUCUCCUUGAGGAAGAGCUGUUACCCCAGUUUGAUGCAGAAGAUUUUGUUCAGGAAGAUACAGGUCAUGUUGAUUUAAAUUCAGAUCAGGACAUUAAACAUGUUACUCAGCCCGGUGGUCCUCAGUCCCAGAGGCCUGAUCAGCCUUGGCAACCAUCAGUGUCUGAACAGCAUCAGGUACAUGAUAACAUGACACUACCAGUACAAGAACAGCCUCCUGGUAAGACCACUGAUGGUUCAGGGGUGCAGUCGAAACAGCAGAAUACCCAGGUGAAGGCCAUGUCAGAAAGGAGGCAGAAGAAGAAAUUGGAAAUAGAAAGUAAACAAGAAAAGGCUAAUCGAAUUAUAUCGGAGGCAAUAGCGAAAGCCAAGGAACGGGGGGAGAGGAACAUUCCAAGGGUACUUAGUCCUGAAACAUUCCCUAAUGUUUCAGGAGAGAGAAAAGAAGAAAAGCGAGGAAGAAAACUAAAAUAUAAACCAAAAGACAAAGAAAGUAAAAAGGCUAAAAUUGUUUCAUCAUCCAAAUCAAAAGAAAAAGCAAAAAUAGGGAAACUUGUAAUUACUUUGGGUAAAAAGAAAAAAAGAAAGAACGAAUCAUCAGAUGAACUGACAGAUGUAGAACAGAUUCUGCAGCGUUCCAACUCACAGAAAAGAAGAUCUAGUCGGCAAGUGAAAAGGCAAAGAUAUGCUGAAGAACAUGAGGUUAAAACAUGUGAUGAUGAUUUCAAAUUAUCUGCAAAAAACCGAAAGAGUGAAGCACUUCUACCUGUUGAGCAGCCCUUGCAGUUGUUUGUGGAGAAUCCAAGUGAAGAGGAUGCUGCAAUUGUUGAUAAAAUACUGUCCUGUAGAGUAAUAAAGAAGGAAGUCUCUGCAGCAGUAAAGGCUGAUGUGGAAGAAUAUUAUGUGAAGUACAAAAACUAUUCAUAUCUACACUGUGAAUGGGCGACAGAAGAGCAGCUUUUGAAGGACAGACGGAUACAGCAGAAAAUAAAACGCUUCAAGAUCAAACAGGCACAAAGAGCCCAUUUUUUUGCUGAUAUGGAAGAAGAGCUCUUCAAUCCAGACUACAUUGAGGUUGACCGUGUACUGGAAGUAUCAUACUGUGAAGACAAAGAUACUGGGGAGCCUGUUGUUUACUACUUGGUGAAGUGGUGUUCACUACCAUAUGAAGAUAGCACAUGGGAGCUGAAAGAAGACGUCGACCAAACAAAAAUAGAAGAAUUUGAACAGCUGCAGGCAGCCAGACCUGCAUCAUGGAAGGACCGACCUCCAGUUAAUGCUUGGAAGAAGAUAGGAGAGUCCAGAGAAUAUAAAAAUGGCAACCAGCUCAGGGAGUACCAGUUAGAGGGACUAAACUGGUUACUGUUUAACUGGUAUAACAGACGAAAUUGCAUUUUAGCAGAUGAGAUGGGACUUGGCAAAACUAUUCAGUCCAUUACAUUCCUCUCUGAAAUCUUCAUGACUGGUAUUCGUGGGCCUUUUCUUAUCAUUGCUCCACUUUCCACCAUUACAAACUGGGAGAGGGAAUUCCGCACAUGGACGGACUUAAAUGUCAUAGUUUUCCAUGGCAGCAUGAUCAGUCGACAGAUGAUACAGCAGUACGAGAUGUAUUUCAAGGAUGCUCAGGGCAGAAUUGUUCGAGGAUCGUACAAAUUUCACGCAAUUAUUACUACUUUUGAAAUGAUUCUUGCUGGUUGUCCUGAGCUGAGUACAAUUGAGUGGCGUUGUGUUAUUAUUGAUGAAGCACACCGACUGAAGAACAAGAAUUGCAAGCUGCUGGAGGGUCUCAAAGUGAUGAACAUGGAGCAUAAAGUGCUUUUGACUGGGACACCACUACAGAAUACUGUAGAAGAGCUCUUUAGCCUUCUUCAUUUCUUGGAACCUGUACGCUUUCAGUCUGAAACUACAUUCAUGCAGGAAUUUGGAGAACUUAAAACGGAGGAGCAGGUGCAAAAGCUGCAGGCCAUAUUAAAGCCUAUGAUGCUUCGACGUUUGAAAGAGGAUGUAGAAAAGAAGCUGGCUCCUAAAGAGGAGACAAUUAUUGAAGUUGAGUUAACAAAUAUUCAGAAGAAAUAUUACCGAGCAAUUUUGGAGAAAAACUUCUCUUUCUUGUCGAAAGGUGCAGGUCAGGCAAAUGUACCAAACCUAGUCAACACGAUGAUGGAACUGAGGAAGUGCUGUAAUCACCCAUACCUUAUUAAAGGAGCUGAAGAAAAAAUUCUUGGUGAGUUUCGUGAGACGCACCAUCCAGCUUCCCCUGAUUUCCAUUUACAAGCAAUGAUUCAGUCUGCUGGCAAACUAGUCCUAAUCGAUAAAUUGCUUCCCAAAAUGAAGGCUGGUGGCCAUAAGGUGCUGAUCUUCUCUCAGAUGGUGCGCUGCCUUGAUAUCCUGGAAGAUUACCUCAUACAGAAAAGGUACUUGUAUGAGCGUAUUGACGGCAGAGUUAGAGGAAACCUUCGGCAAGCUGCAAUCGAUCGCUUUAGCAAACCUGACUCAGAUCGAUUUGUUUUUCUGCUGUGUACCAGAGCUGGAGGGCUAGGAAUCAAUCUGACAGCAGCAGACACUUGCAUCAUCUUUGAUUCUGACUGGAAUCCACAGAAUGAUUUACAGGCUCAAGCCCGAUGCCAUAGGAUUGGACAACAUAAAGCUGUGAAGGUUUACAGAUUAAUAACACGCAAUUCCUAUGAGAGGGAGAUGUUUGAUCGAGCCAGUCUGAAACUGGGUUUGGACAAAGCAGUGUUACAAAGCAUGAGUGGCAGAGAGAACACUGUUGGCGGGAUUCAGCAACUUUCCAAGAAGGAAAUUGAAGACUUGCUGCGAAGAGGGGCUUAUGGGGCUAUAAUGGAUGAAGAGGAUGAAGGCUCCAAGUUUUGUGAAGAAGAUAUUGAUCAGAUUCUUCAACGUCGAACAAAAACUAUCACUAUUGAGUCGGAAGGAAGGGGUUCAACAUUUGCUAAGGCCAGUUUUGUUGCUUCUGGAAAUAGGACUGAUAUUUCAUUAGAUGACCCCAACUUUUGGCAGAAGUGGGCGAAGAAGGCUGAAAUCGAUAUAGAUGCCAUCAGUGGUAGAAAUAGCCUGGUGAUUGAUACCCCAAGAGUAAGAAAGCAGACAAGACCCUUCAGUGCUACAAAGGAGGAGAUGCCAGAAUUGUCCGAGCCAGAAAGUGAGGGGGAUGAUAAACCAAAACUCCGGCGGAUUUAUGAUCGUGGCUGUGGUUAUGGCAGAACGGAGUGUUUUAGGGUGGAGAAGAACCUCUUGGUUUAUGGAUGGGGGCGAUGGAAGGACAUCCUUACUCAUGGGCGCUUUAAAAAACAACUAAAUGAGCAGGACAUUGAGGUUAUUUGCCGAGCCCUCUUGGCAUAUUGCCUUCUUCACUACAGAGGAGAUGACAAAAUUAAGAGCUUUAUCUGGGAUCUCAUCACACCCACUGAAGAUGGACAGACACGUGAGCUCCAGAACCACUUGGGUUUGUCUGCACCUGUACCAAGGGGUCGAAAAGGGAAGAAGGUGAAAACACAAACAAGCACCUUUGAUAUCCAGAAGGCCGAUUGGCUCAGAAAGUAUGAUCCAGAACACCUUCUUCAAGAUGAUGGAUACAAGAAACAUCUAAAGCAUCAUUGUAAUAAGGUGCUGCUCAGAGUUAGGAUGUUGUAUUACUUAAAACAAGAGGUAAUUGGCGAUCAGUUUCAGAAGGUAUUUGAUGGAGUUGAUGCAAGUGAGAUUGAUAUUUGGGUCCCUGAACCAGAUCACUCAGACGUUCCAGCAAGGUGGUGGGAUGCAGACAUGGACAAAUCUCUCCUUAUAGGGGUGUUCAAACAUGGGUAUGAGAAGUAUAACACCGUCCGUGGAGAUCCAGCACUGUGCUUCUUGGAAAGAGUGGGCAAGCCAGAUGAUAAAGCAGUAGCUGCAGAGCAGAGAGCCAAUGAGUAUCUAGAUGGAGAUGGUGAAGACCCAGAAUACAAGCCUGCCCCGGCAUUCUUUAAAGAUGAUAUUGAGGACGAUGCUUCAUCACCUGGAGAGCUCAUCAUUGCUGAUGGCAUUGCAGAUUGCCCGAUGAUGGAAGGAGACAAGUUUUGCUGGCCUGCGUCUUCUGUCUUAACAACUCGUUUACGUCGUCUUGUAACUGCUUACCAGCGGAGUAGUAAAUGCAGGCAGAUACAGUUAGUGCAGCCACCCCAACCAGUCCAGCCCUGUGUGGUGCAGCCGCAGCAGCAAGAAGAACAGCUCAAUCCAAAGAUGGCGGCCAAAAUAGAAAGGCAGCAAAGGUGGACUAGAAGAGAAGAGGCUGAUUUCUAUAGAGUGGUAUCUACAUUUGGAGUGGUGGUUGAUCCAGAGAGGGGACGAUUUGAUUGGACAAAAUUUAGAGCCAUGGCUAGGUUGCACAAGAAGACAGAUGACAGUUUGGAGAAAUACCUGACUGCAUUUAUGGCAAUGUGCAGGAGAGUCUGCCGUCUUCCUGCCAAGGAAGGAGAAUUUGUGGAUCCAAGCAUACAUAUCCAACCCAUUACAGAAGAGCGUGCCUCAAGAACAUUGUAUCGUAUUGAGCUACUGCAUAAGGUGCGAGAACAAGUACUUCAUCAUCCACAGCUUUAUGAGCGAUUACAGCUAUGCCAGCCUAACAUUGACCUGCCAGUUUGGUGGGAAUGUGGGGUACAUGACAGAGAUUUGCUUAUUGGAGCUGCAAAACACGGGGUCAGCAGAACAGAUUAUCACAUUUUCCGUGAUCCUGAGUUAACUUUUAUGACUGCCCAAAGGAAUUACAGUCAAAACAAAACAUCACAGUCUAGGACUCCCACACCACUUUUGCAACAUCCAUGUCAAACAACACUUUCAGCGUCACCUCUAACUCCACAGGCAAGGCUUAUGGACACAAAAGCCAACACUGUGGAGGGUCAAAAAGUGAAGGGUGAUAGGACUGAACCCCUUAAAGAAGAAGAAACUUUGUCUUCUGAUGAAGAAUCUACAGAUGUUCUUGAAUCAAGAGCAGGAAUUAAAUCUGAACCCCAAAGCCCCAAAAAUGAUUGUCAGGCACAAAACACAGUGGACCAUAAAUUUAGUAUAAAGAUGGAAACUGAUAGACGUAUGGUUGCAGCAAGGACCGAACCUUUGACACCAAACUCUGCUUCUAGAAAGCAGAAGUGCAGGAAAAGAGGAUCAGGUUCUAGCUCAGACUCUGACUCUGAUUCAGAUAACUCAUCUUGUUCUUCCAGGUCUUCGUCAUCCUCCUCCUCUUCCUCAUCUUCAUGUUCUCGUUCCCAUUCAGGAACAAGUUCUUCAUCAUCCUCGUGUUCUUCACAGUCUUCAUCAUCGUCGUCGUCUUCAUCUUCGUCUUCAUCUUCAGAAGACAGUGAUAGUGAUGAAAGAGCAAAAGCAGGAGGAUCUGCUUCUCAUUUGAAAGCUUACGAUGAGGAUAGUGUUGCCUCUGUGAGUACAAUCCAAGAUGAGACUCAGGACAGCUUCCAGAUAGACAGUGGAACACCAAAUUCUUCACAGCUCUUCCCAAGUGGGGGAUAUAUUUUGGCUGCCUCCUACUGGCCGAAGGAUCGAGUGGUUAUUAAUCGUCUGGACAGUGUUUGCCAGGCAGUGUUGAAAGGAAAAUGGCCUUCCACACGGAGAAGCUACGACAUGAAUGCGGUGGCAUCCUUCUAUACAACCAAACUUCUGGACUGUCCUAGCACUGCGGCAGACUUCAGUGAUUCUGGUGCAGUACUGGCACCUCAGGCAGUGGUGGCAGGUGUUAAGGAAGAACCUGCUCACUCACCACAGAUGGCAAAGGUGAAGAAGCAUGUACGAGAAAAGGAGUUUACAGUCAAAGUCAAUUACGAUGGAGGCCUGAAACUGACUUUUCAGAAGCAAGGGUUACCCCUAAAGAGACCGUUUGAAAAUGAAGAAGGCCCACUUGGACAGCAGCAGUAUCUUGCUCGUCUGCGUGAACUUCAGAAUGCAUCAGAUGCAAGCCUUGCUAACUUGUCUAGAUGUCUUCCCCCUUCAGGUGCCUCCAACAGGUUUAUACCAAGUGCAAAUGGGGUGUUAGCAGACAACCAGCCAAUAAUUAAAAAAAGAAGAGGACGAAGGAAAAAUGUGGAAGGAGUUGAUCCAUUGUUUUUGAACAAACAAUCACCAAAUCAUGUUAAUGUUUCUCAUGUUGUCCGGGGACUAAAUCCAACAGUAGCAUAUGCUCAGUGUCAAAAAUUACUUGAUGAAGAGAGUCCAGUACCUGUUAUCAAUUUAAAGGAUGGCACAAGACUGGCUGGUGAUGAUGCUCCAAAGAGAAGAGACUUGCAACAUUGGCUGAAAGAGCAUCCAGCUUACGUUGAAGACUUUGGAGCUUUUAUUCCUUUCCAUGAUGGAAGGCCUAAGCAAAAACGGCAUCGAUGUAGAAACCCCAAUAAACUUGAUGUCAAUAGCCUUACUGGAGAAGAGCGAGUGCAGCUGAUAAACAGGAGAAAUGCCAGAAAGGUUGGUGGAGCAUUUGCACCUCCUCUGAAGGACCUCUGUCGAUUUCUGCAAGAGAAUCCAGAAUAUGGAGUGGCUCCAGAAUGGGCUGAUGUUGUGAAACAAUCAGGAUUUCUUCCUGAGACCAUGUUUGAUCGUAUCCUCACAGGACCUGUGGUGCGAGAGGAAGUGAGCAGAAGGGGACGUAAACCGAAGAGUGAAGUUGCGAAGGCAGCAGCUGCUGCAGCCGCAGCUUCGGCUACUGCGGCUAUGAGUAUCAACCCUCUGUUGGCCAAUGGUCUUCUUCCAGGAGUUGAUCUGUCUGCUCUACAAGCCCUGCAGCAAAAUCUACAAAACUUGCAAUCACUACAGCUUACUGCAGGGCUGAUGAGAUUUCCUCCUGCUGGUGAAGCUAAAAACAUGGCUGCCAUCUUUCCACUUUUGCUGUCUGGAAUGGCAGGACUACCAAAUCUACUUAGUAUGAGUGGAUUGCUAACAAAACCUACAGGAUCUGGCACUGAGAACAAAAAGGGAAACUGCAUUAAUGACUCUAAAGAGCUAGAUGCAAAAGAGCGGACAGAACCCCCAGUUUCUGACAGUACUGGAAAUAGCCCUGUGUCGGGUUCUCCUUCCACAUCUUCAGCAGCAACAUUAAAUACUGGCACUACAACAGCUAAUGCAGUAGCUCUUAACCCAUUGCUAUUGUCAAACAUACUUUAUCCAGGGAUGCUACUCACUCCAGGCCUUAAUCUUCAUAUUCCAGCUUUGUCUCAGUGUAAUAUUUUUGAUGUACAGAACAGUAAAAAAAGUGACACAGCUUCAGCAAAGCCCACAGUAAAAAAGGGUGAAAUAAUUGGGGACAGAGAAAAGGAAAUCAAAGAGGGAACAGAACUGAACUCACAGAAUGAAAACAGCACAGAUGAAGGGUCGGAAAAAGCCGAUGCUUCAUCUGGGUCUGAAAGCACCUCCUCAUCUGAGGACUCAGAAUCAAGUGAUGAAAACUGAGUAGAGGCUCUGCACUUAAACCCAUAAACUGUUUUGGAUUUGUUCUUACUAUAAUAAAUUUAUUGUAAAUAAGCCCAGUGUUGAGUGUAUCAAUGAUGUACUGAAAAAUGAAACAUUUCAGUAUUGUUUAGAGGUGCAAAUUGCUUUCAGAAACAUUUUGCAUGUAAACUUCCUUGGAGUUCAUACGUUUCUGAACUUGUAUGUACUAUCAUUACACAAUGGUGUAAAUUGCAACAAAAGGCAUUAUUAUAUUAUAAUUUGGGGGGAUUAAUUUUAUGAAAUUGUGCUCAAGUAGAGCUGUAUAUUUAAUAUAUUUGCAGUGAACACAAAAGACUUUAUGCAUAUUGUGGUUUCAUUUGAGUAUAGUUUUACAGCCUCCUUGACACUUAUAAUUUGCAGAUCAAAACUCAGCAAUAACAUGGGCAGCUAAUGAAUGUCAUGAAAGCUGUAGAAUUUACAUCACCAUAAUUUUAAAUUAACUUUUAACGGUUUUGUUUUGUGAGGCACUGCUGAUGUUUCAAAUUCAGGUACAACUGUGUUGAAAUACUUUUCCCAGUCUGCCAGUUAAGCUGGCUGUUUUUUACCUCAGCUGAAUUAGUUUAGCAAGUUUACAGUGGUUUCUAUACUUAUUUGCAGUUUUGUGAAACAGCAUCUUGUAUUUUAUCAUGAUUUACCUAACAAGGUAUUUUGACUGCCUUUGCUUGUUAAAGACCUUCAAGCAAAAGCAAAGGUGAACAACAGUUUUGUUUUCCUAAGUUUGGCAGUCUGUCAUUAAUAUACAGGAAAGACCUGUUGACUUCAUUUGUAGUGGAGUUAAAGCUGAACUGCAACUUGAUGCAUUUUAUAGGUUUGAAAGUUAAACACCAUUUCUUGAUGUUACAGUUUUGUCAGUAAGGUUCAGUCAUGUUAGAGUGAAGUCAUCCAGUUUUGUAUAUGGCAUUCAGUAUGUCCAUCCCACUCGCACCUUGUUUAACUUUUUGAUCCUGCUGCUUGGUCUGUGUUCACCUCUCUGUCCAUUUGUAAUGUUUCCAUGGUCUUUUUCAUCAGUAUAUACGUUGGGCUGGCAUUUCUUUCAUUGUGAUAGUUUGAGGCAAACAUACUGACCUCUGUACAGUUGCAUGCAUGCUUCAGAUCCCCUUGGGAAUCUGCCUGUCCCCCCAGCUGUUUCUCAGUUAACUUUGCCAGUCUGCCUUAUGCCUUGACUCUUAGCUUCUUUCUGAAGGGACACCUGAGAACAGAUGGAGUUAUAGUUCCUUUCAGUGACCAUCUGUUGUAGAUAAGGUACUGAAGAUGAGGGGUCUCGUCAGAAUCUCACCCCCACUUCUAGCUCCUAGAGGCUAGAGAAGUAGAAUUCCAGAUAUUCUGUCUGGUUAGGUGCUAAGAUGUACAGUGGUAGUAGCAGCCCUUCCCAAAGUCCUUUCCCAUCAGCUGUGCUUGCAUUCAGUUAUUCAUAUGUACAUGCAUUGCAGUAAUUCUGAGAAUGAUCCGAAAGCUUCUGCUAAGCUCCCUUAUGCACCUGCAUGUGUUGCUUCAAUUGGAUACAAAGUCACUCCAUCCACAAUUGGUUGUCUUUAGAGACUGGCUCUGACGUCUCUUCUGUGACAUUGCUGUUUUUCUUUGAGUUUCCAAACUUUGAAAAUACCAGUAUGUUGCUGAAGUACAGCAGGGUUGGUAUUCACUUGGAAAUGAUGAAACGUCAAUGAACUUAUGUAGUGUUUACUGUUUAUAGGUCAUGCAGUGUUUAUCUCAUUAAAUGCAAUGGAGAGACAUUUAAACCAUUACUGGUUCCAUCCAAGAUGUCAGGGUAUUGGGCCAGGGAUUUGACUCUGGGAUGUUGUAGUUUGCCAAGAUUUGUUUUACAGCCCUUUUUAAUGGAAAGAAUUUAGGUGACUGAUGGUAGAAAACUAAGUUCCCUAUAUUAAGAAUAGGCAUAUUUAUUUUUUAUAUUCACUUUUCUAUGUACUAGAUUUGCGUUAAAUUCUGCUAGAGUUACCCUUACAUACUUGAUAAAGGCCUGCAUAUAAACACAAACAUCACCCCAUUCCCCGGACAUGUCUUGGUUUUCUCUUGUCACCUUUUCAAUGUUUUGGUAGAUUUUCCAUAUGUAAAAAAUGUUAUUUGCGGUUGUAUGAUAUAGUACAAAACGUAAAUUAUUUUCAAACUAGAUCUGUAAUGCCGCCUAUUUUUAACUGCCUUUUCCAGAUAAACAGUCUUUCUGAGGAAAGUUAUUUAUGUACUAAACAUGGUAUCACGGUGUCAUUGCACCUGGUAAUGGAUUUGGGGUUGGGGGGGUGGAGGCAGGAGCAGUAUUAGAUAUGAGAUGUUAGAUGUGUCACCGAUCUCUGUGCAGGUCAUGAUUGAUUAUUGUACUCUGCGAGUAUUGUGCUAAUUUACAAAGCCAAAUUAACCUUUACAGUUAGAAAGAACAGUCUUGUUCAAAAGUGACAUGGCCACAUCAUGAUCCAACCCUCAUACCAUUUGAAAGAAAAAUGAAUAAUACCGCUCAUUAUGUUUGUGGUGUUCAAGUGGUACAGCUCUAAAGUUAUCCAGAGCCAGAGUUUUGCAAAGAUGGAUAGGAAUGAACAUAAGUAAUUGUUUAUCAUUAUUGCCCUAAGAAUUCAUAGAUAAAAAGGAUUUAUGCUAAAUGUAUUAACCAUGGUUAAUAUUCCUGGUCAAAAUCCAAUGAGUUUGGCAAUCAAGCAAAUCUGUUUGUGUAUACUAAGAGAGUUGGAGCAGUGUUUUUUUUUCUCCAUUUGAAAGGAAAACUACUUAAGUUUCUGCUGACUUUUAUCUUAGGUUAGAAUUUUUUUUUCACAGGAGGUAUAUAUAAAGUGGAAAAAAGAUGAUCCCUGGAUAUUAUGCAAUAUGCAAGCAUCACUGUGUGUAAAAGUAACACAGAAACAAAUUACACUAACAGAAGCUUCACUUCUAACAGGAUUAUUCCAAGGUGAUGAAAUAGAACAUAAAAUGUGUUUUGGUAGUUAACAAAAGGAAAAAUGUAGCUGUUAUUGCCUUGUUGUUAAAUCCUUCGUCUUCAGGCUUCAUGGCCGAGUCACUCAAGAGUCCAUUUUUCUUUUGGACAGUUGCAAUAUUUGCCAGUUGUGUUCUGUGUAGUCUGAAUUUGCUUCCUGUAGUUGAAAAAGCGUCUUAAAAAGUCAUUUGUAAUUUAUUGAAUUACUUUCUAUGAUGUUCUAUAGAGCAAAUGGAAGUUUAAUUAUUUUUAUUAAACAUAUUCUUUGACUACC
Protopterus annectens (West African lungfish) is the source of this 12658-nucleotide messenger RNA. It is a transcript of the gene CHD9, whose product is annotated as chromodomain helicase DNA binding protein 9. Gene Ontology annotation, molecular function: ATP binding; protein binding; ATP-dependent chromatin remodeler activity. The record is from RefSeq and is a predicted model, not a curated record. The coding region runs from base 762 to 9413 and encodes 2883 amino acids. NCBI's taxonomy places the organism in Eukaryota, Metazoa, Chordata, Ceratodontiformes, Protopteridae. The transcript is spliced from 39 exons.